UCAUGGAGCCAUCCUCGUCAGACUACAGCGACGAGGAAGUGGGCGUUUUGGCUCGCGGCCAGAAGCUGUGGGUUCGUGGAGUCAGACCACACACCACGUGUGCAGACAUCGUGCGCGCACUACAAGAUGCGCCAGAAGCAGGCGGAUUAAGUGAGCAGUCCGAAUGGAUCCUAGCGGAGCGGUGGCGUGGUGUGGAGCGGCCUUUACCACCAGACGCGCCUGUCUCCUGGUGUUGGCAGCUUGGGGAGAUGCAAGACAUGAGGUCCGCCUAUCCCUCCGUCGCGCAUCCAGCGGUGAAGAGGAUUCCGGUCGCGACAGCGACGGCAGCCGCAGCGGGCGGCGGCGGCGGCGCGGUCGCACCACCCCGCCCCCUCGAGCCAAGAGCGAAGACCCUGCUGCGAGGCUGGUGACCGUCAUACAGCAUCAGAGCAGGACUAUACAUCAACAGCUGGACAAGUUACGGGAACAAGAAAAGCUCAUCGACCAACUAGAAGACCAGACGCACAAAAGCCGUAUGGAGAAGCACGGGACCAACUACCUUCUAGAAUCAUACCUUCGAGACCUGGGCCGCAACACCGAAGUUAACGACAGUCAAGCAGCCAACAGCGACAGUGGCGUCGGCGUCGGCAGCGGCACCCCGCCCAGAAGACACACCAAACACAAGUCCAGGAGAGAAAGACACCUCAUGCGAGAACACUACUUCACUAAAGAACUCACCAACAUCUGCCAAGUCAACUCAGAAAGACUCACGCAAACACACAACGACACAGACUCGGACGCUUCAGCAGACGACCUUACAAAAAUAAGAGAAGAAAUCGAACUACUCGAAAAACUUGCAAUAAUAAACAAAAGACUACACCGUGAAGAGGAACUUGUCGUCAGACUUACAGCGAAAGUCAAAAGGUAUACAGACGAAAACAAAGCGAAUAGUUGUGAAAAUGUUUCUCAAGUAACAAUGCUGAUCGAUAAAAUAGAAGAAGAGUUAGCAAGAACAGCGAAAGAGAUGCAAGAUAACACCUUAGAGCUAACAAAAUCGGAGAGAGAAGUAGAGAUGAGAUUGAAACUCCUGGACGAAUUGACGUUACAGUUAGAGGAGGAAGAGUUACAGAACACGAUAUUGGAAAGACAGUUGAAUGAAGCGUCGAGUAGACAACCCAUCUUGUUGCAAGACAGCUACGUACCUGUUUUAGACCAAGGCACAGCGAUAGACUAUGGGGGACCCAGUUACGCGUUAGAUACGCUCGUAUGACAUUAGAUUAAACUGUGAAUCCAUCCCAAAGAUGUUUGAAAUUACCAGCGAACUCCUCGGAAAUUUUUGGGGACUUUAAUGUAUUUUAAAUCGGGUACAAAAAACCGACAAUGGAUCUCAGUUUUUACAAAUUUUAGUACCCAGUUCACAUUAAAAUUCUGCUUUAAUUCACUUUCAAAGGGAAUUGUAUUGCUACAAUGCCCAAUGGUGAUAAAUAAUAGGACAUAAAAUUAAUUGAAUAAAUUUUGGUACCUUUAGUUUUAGCUCACGAGAGAUCAAUAUUACAGUGAUAAGACUAAUUAGUAGUUAAAAUCCCAAAAGAGUAUUACAAAGUUAUGAUUUACGCCAUUAAGGCAUACUAAAAUAUCGAAGCAAUAUCAAUUGAUGUCUCUGUCUUCGCUCUCUUUUGAUUGGUUUAAAUUCGAGAGCUCUGAUUGGUUGAAAUAUUUGAACUCAAAUUGCUCACGAACAAAAUGUUUUAGUACUUUUAAAACCAAUAGUUAUAUUAUAACAUAGUAUAAGACAAUAACUGUGGUGCUUAAGCUGUUUAAUACCUAAGAAUGUUAUUUUACUGCGUAAGAACCUAAACGUAGUUAAGGCAAAAGAAAUCUACAAAAAUGCAAUUUUGACCUUUUGUAGACAAAAUAAGGUUCUAAUAUUGCUUAGAUUUAAUCCUUUUCACUUAGCUACGUCCAAAUAAAUAACGCUGCAAACAUUUUUAAUAUUCGAGUCCAAUACCAAAAAUAUAUGACAAAAACCACCAACUGUAUGUAAGUACGUAAGUUAGGGUGAUCAUACACUGAACGAUGUCACACUAUAGGUAUCAGGUGACAUUCUUAGCGAAUGGGCACCAUUAGGCCUAGUCAAAAUGACAUAUUUUACUGCUGAUUCAAAUAUGGAACACACACAAUUAUAUCAAUUAUACACCUACGGACUUUGAGAUCAAUUGUACCAAGUGAUUUAUGUUCCAUAUUUGGAACAUUGCAGUAGAGCGUUAAUAGGGUUUGUAAAAAAAUACUUGAACCAAGGCUAUUUCUAACAGGAUGAU
This is a messenger RNA of Leguminivora glycinivorella, 2297 nucleotides long. RefSeq lists its product as uncharacterized. The record is from RefSeq and is a predicted model, not a curated record. The transcript has 4 exons. Bases 164 to 1249 code for a protein of 361 amino acids. Lineage: Eukaryota; Metazoa; Arthropoda; Insecta; Lepidoptera; Tortricidae.